This is a messenger RNA of Oncorhynchus keta (chum salmon), 2766 nucleotides long. RefSeq names its product creatine kinase U-type, mitochondrial-like. The record is from RefSeq and is a predicted model, not a curated record. The transcript has 10 exons. The coding region runs from base 234 to 1478 and encodes 414 amino acids. Gene Ontology annotation, biological process: phosphocreatine biosynthetic process. Gene Ontology annotation, cellular component: mitochondrion. Lineage: Eukaryota; Metazoa; Chordata; Actinopteri; Salmoniformes; Salmonidae. Gene Ontology annotation, molecular function: creatine kinase activity.
GUGUGUGUGUGUGUGUGUGUGUGUCUCAGGUUAACUGGUAGGCGUUAGUCAUGUGUGAAGGCACAAUCGACUCUAAGGGAGAUAAGGAGCCACCACGCCUCACAGGUCUGCCGGGGUUGCCAAAUGCAUCAAUGGGCAGUACCAUCCAGUAACUGAAACAAGACUCGUAGCAUCACCAAGGCUCCCCUUCCAUUCAUCCAUCCCUACCUCUCAGAAACUGUGGAAAUAAAGCAAUGGCAAACAACUUCGCCAGAAUUUUGUCCGGCAAACGAAAUGUGGGCAUUAUGUCAUUAGUUGGAGCCGGGUCUUUGACAGCGGCCUUUCUGCUCAACCGUGAACAUGUCACCGCCGGAGCGCAAGUACGGAGAGUGUACCCUGCCAGUGCGGACUACCCGGACCUGCGCAAGCACAACAACUGCAUGGCCAGCCACCUGACACCUGCCAUCUAUGCCAAGCUGGUGGACAAGGCCACGCCCAACGGCUACACUCUUGACCAGGCCAUCCAGACUGGCGUGGACAACCCCGGGCACCCCUUCAUCAAGACCGUGGGCAUGGUGGCAGGGGAUGAGGAGUCCUACGAGGUGUUUGCAGACCUCCUUGACCCGGUCAUCAAGGAGAGGCACAAUGGCUACGACCCUCAGACUAUGACCCAUCCCACUGACUUGGACUCCAGCAAGCUCAAGUCGGGCAAAUUCGACGAGCGCUAUGUGCUGUCGUCGCGGGUCAGGACGGGCCGUAGCAUCAGGGGACUGAGCCUGCCCCCGGCGUGUACCCGGGCAGAGCGCCGGGAGGUGGAGAAGGUGGUGGUGGACGCCCUGGCUGGCCUGAAGGGGGACCUGGCGGGGACAUAUUACAGCCUCACCCACAUGACAGACCAGGAGCAGCAGCAGCUCAUUGACGACCACUUCCUGUUCGAUAAACCCGUGUCCCCUCUGCUGACCUGUUCGGGGAUGGCCCGCGAUUGGCCAGAUGCACGUGGUAUCUGGCAUAACAACACGAAGACCUUCCUGAUCUGGAUCAAUGAAGAGGAUCACACCAGAGUCAUCUCUAUGGAGAAGGGAGGCAACAUGAAGAGAGUGUUUGAUCGCUUCUGCACAGGCCUGAAAGAGGUGGAGAGGCUGAUCCAGGAGAAAGGCUGGGAGUUCAUGUGGAAUGAGAGACUGGGCUACAUCCUUACGUGCCCCUCCAACCUGGGCACUGGGCUCCGUGCUGGAGUACACGUCAACCUGCCCAAGCUCAGCAAGGACCCUCGCUUCACUAAGAUCCUGGACAACCUGCGUCUGCAGAAGAGAGGAACCGGGGGAGUGGACACUGCAGCCGUGGGAAGCACCUUCGACAUCUCCAACCUGGACAGACUGGGCCAGUCCGAGGUCCAGCUAGUGCAGACGGUGGUGGACGGCGUCAACUACCUGAUCGAAUGUGAGAAGAAGCUGGAGAAGGGUCAGGACAUCAAGAUCCCUCCGCCGGUCAGGAAGUAGACUAACCCCCCCAUAGACUAACCCCCCCCCCCCCCUCCCAACUCCCAACCCAGAUAUACCUCUUCCUACCAACCUCUGUCCCAUCCCCAUCAGAGCCAUAGGUAAUGUGUACACAUCCAACUCUCUUUGAGAUGUCAAAUUUAAAUGGCACCAAACGUUUCAAGAUCAUUAUUCUGGUAGUCAUUGGGGCGUUUGGAGCCAAAAUGCCUGACAAGUUGGCUGAACUCUGCAUACCUAUAGCGCUAAUCCCUAUAAAAUUGUACGUAAUGGACUCCUGCUUAACAACUAAACCAGGUCUCUUUUUAAAAAAUAGACUAACUUGGCUAAAUAUAGGUUAAAUAAAUCAAAUUAACCUCCUAACCCUAAACUACAGCAUGUCCUAUACUCAAUGUGUCUACUACCAUUUAUCCUCUCCUGUAUAUUAUUGGGUGAAUGCCUAUAUGCUAUAUACCAUGGUAUUGUUGAAUGCUUGUUUCUGAUUGGCUUGAAGAGCAUUCUAGAGCGUGCAUUAUUUCUCUAUAACGCACAGUAUAUCAACACGGUACAAUUCAAAGGCUAUAGUUAAUUCUUACAUGUUUUGAGCUGCUUUUGAAAGCGAAAGUCGAAUGGAAAACUUAUUAGCAUUGCUGAAUUAGAUUUUCAUAAUGGCAAGCUAGUAACUUAGUGAUGGGUUUGGUUAGCUAAACGAGCAAGUCUGUUUGUUUGGUUACUACGACAACUACUGUAGCUUUCUAGUAAGCUUGUUAGCAACUUCCGUGGAUGUUAAUAAAACACAUUUCUACUGGAAAAUGAACACGCAUCUAGUGGAACAUUUGACAUUUUAGCCAUGGUACAAAAGGGAUAAUCAACACGGUGCUCUCUCUAUGCGUUCUCUGGAAAAUAAUGUAACUCCGUGGAAGGUCAAUGCCGCUCUUUGUAGCGCGUCGUGAAACACAACUUCCACGUCGUUAAUUGUUUUCCAUAGACCGCAUAGAGCACCGUGUUGAUUAUCCCUGACAUAAUCCAUCCAUUUGUGGUAGCCUACAUUCAGUGUAACCAUGUAGUGAUUGUUGACAACUUGAAUGUAGCACAACAGCCAUGUUGGACUGAUAAUAACUUGUAAGGGGUUUGUCUGUAUGCUGGGGUUAUUAGUAAGACACGGGUUGAACUAAGUCCUACUAAUAACUCAUGCUAAACUACUCUGCUCAGUGCUUGAUGAAGUACUGUAUAUAUCAAGCAGCAAUAUCAUUUCAACCCACCAUUGAAUGUCAUUCUCAAACAUAUUUUAUUAAAGAAACCAUCUGUUUAA